AGAUCUCGCCUCCUCUCCUCCCGAAGCCCAAAACCCUAGCCCUGCUCCUCCUCCUCCGGCGGCGGCGGCGGCGGCGGCGGCCAUGGACAAGAGCAUGCUCGGGGACCUGGACGGCCUCCCGGAGGAGGACAAGCUGCGGAUGGCGGCCAUGGUCGACCAGCUCCAGAUCCGCGACAGUUUGAGAAUGUACAACUCCCUAGUGGAGCGGUGCUUUACGGACUGCGUGGACACUUUCCGUCGGAAGACCCUCGACAAACAAGAGGAGUCCUGCGUCAAGCGCUGUGCUGAGAAGUUUCUGAAGCAUUCCAUGAGAGUUGGCAUGAGAUUUGCCGAGCUUAACCAGGGCGUUGCCACACCUGACUAAUUCAUUGGAUUUGGUUUCUACCGUUGGCAAUUCUGUCAACAUAAAAUCUGUAAGCCUUAAAUAUUUGACUUUUUGAGGAUAUGAGAGACAUCAAUAUUUUUCUCUUAAACCGACUGGGGACUGCUGGGUAUCAAGUUGAAUAAAAUUACAUCGAAUUCCCAUAUUGCUAGCUGUUGCAAAGAGUCAUUCUGAAUCUUUUUACAGUCCUGUGUAAUAUACUUCUGUUAUGUUUAGUUUCAUAUCCUGAGGAUGCAGGAACCUUUAGUACACUACUAUUGCUCUGUUCAA
Messenger RNA from Oryza brachyantha (malo sina), 652 nucleotides. RefSeq names its product mitochondrial import inner membrane translocase subunit Tim9. The record is from RefSeq and is a predicted model, not a curated record. NCBI's taxonomy places the organism in Eukaryota, Viridiplantae, Streptophyta, Magnoliopsida, Poales, Poaceae. The transcript has 2 exons. The coding region runs from base 83 to 364 and encodes 93 amino acids.